AUAACCGUAUAUUUCUACCAAAUUCCAACGAAACGCUAACCACAAAAUUUUAUACCUAUCCAUUAACAACAACAGGAAAAUUUUUUAACUUUAGCCCAACAGACAAGAAGAAAGGGCGAAAUAAUUCUAGUGUAAAAAUUGAUUCAAGGUGAAAGCUCUCGUGGCCUCCCUUCUCGUGUGUCCAGUGAGAGUGUAGCCUCCCUUCGACGUUUUUACCCGUUUUUUAACAUAUUGUUCGGUCAAUAAACAAGAAAAAUGCCGAGGGGUAAGGGUGGUGAUGAGUCCGAUAAGUUAACGAGGAUAGCUAUUGUAAAUACUGACAAGUGCAAGCCUAAAAGAUGUCAUCAGGAGUGCAAAAGGUCUUGUCCUGUUGUGAGGACUGGAAAAUUAUGUAUUGAAGUUAGCAUAAAUGACAAAUUGGCAGCUAUAUCAGAGGAGCUUUGUAUAGGUUGUGGUAUAUGUGUUAAGAAAUGUCCAUUUGAAGCAAUUACUAUCAUCAAUCUUCCAAGUAAUUUAGAGCGAGACACAACGCAUCGUUAUUCUCAGAAUUCGUUUAAACUUCAUAGACUUCCGAUUCCUAGGCCAGGUGAAGUGCUCGGGUUAGUCGGUACUAAUGGAAUUGGGAAGUCGACAGCUCUUAAGAUUUUGGCUGGGAAACAGAAGCCUAAUUUAGGCAGAUACACUUCACCUCCUGAUUGGACAGAAAUAUUGAAUCACUUUCGAGGGUCAGAAUUGCAAAACUACUUCACCAAAAUUUUAGAAGAUGAUCUUAAGGCUCUCAUCAAACCGCAGUAUGUUGACCAAAUUCCAAAAGCUGUCAAGGGAACUGUACAACAUCUCCUUGACCGAAAGGAUGAAAGGAAAAAUCAGAAUGAAAUCUGUGAUUUACUCGAUUUGGACAAGAUUAGAGAUCGGUCCAUUGAAGACUUGUCAGGAGGUGAAUUGCAACGCUUUGCCUGUGCUAUGGUCUGCAUACAGGAUGGGGAUAUAUUCAUGUUUGAUGAACCUUCUAGUUAUCUGGAUGUAAAGCAGCGUCUAAAUGCUGCCUACACGAUACGACAUCUUAUACGACCUGACAAAUUUAUUAUUGUUGUUGAGCACGAUUUAUCAGUUUUGGAUUAUCUCUCAGACUUCAUCUGCUGUUUGUACGGUGUCCCUGGGGCUUAUGGUGUAGUCACUAUGCCAUUUUCAGUUCGAGAAGGGAUUAAUAUCUUUCUUGAUGGGUUUGUUCCAACUGAAAACCUCCGGUUCAGAGAAGAAUCUUUAAUAUUUAAAGUAGCCGAAAGUGCAACUGAAGAAGAAGUUAAAAGGAUGCAGCAUUACGAAUACCCUACCAUGACGAAAACUAUGGGAAAUUUCCAGUUGCGUAUUGAGCAAGGACAGUUCACUGAUUCUGAAAUUGUUGUAUUACUCGGAGAAAAUGGGACGGGAAAGACGACUUUUAUUCGAAUGCUGGCUGGGAAUCUCGCUCCUGAUGAUGGCUCAGGAGACCUGCCCCAGUUGAAUAUCAGCUACAAGCCUCAGAAAAUUAGCCCCAAAUCUACAGGAAUUGUAAGGCAGUUGUUACACGAUAAAAUCAGAGAUGCCUAUAUCCAUCCACAGUUUGUAACGGAUGUAAUGAAACCGAUGAAGAUCGAUGAUAUAAUGGAUCAGGAAAUCCAAAACUUGUCAGGAGGUGAACUUCAGAGAGUAGCAAUGGCUCUUUGUUUGGGAAAACCAGCUGAUGUUUACCUUAUUGAUGAGCCAUCGGCUUAUUUAGAUUCCGAGCAACGUCUUGUCGCUGCCAAAGUUAUUAAAAGGUUUAUACUUCACGCAAAGAAAACCGGUUUCGUUGUCGAGCACGAUUUUAUAAUGGCUACAUACCUGGCUGACCGUGUUAUUGUAUUCGAGGGAGUCCCUUCCGUCAAGACUGUGGCCAACACUCCUCAGAAUCUUCUUGCAGGGAUGAAUCGGUUCUUGGAACUUUUGGGAAUCACUUUCAGAAGGGACCCUAAUAAUUUCCGACCCAGAAUAAACAAGAACAAUUCUGUCAAAGAUGUUGAACAGAAACGGGCUGGGCAAUAUUUCUUUUUGGAAGAUUAAUUUUUGUAAAAAUAUUUAUAUUUUUUAUAGGAGAUAA
Cimex lectularius (bed bug) is the source of this 2119-nucleotide messenger RNA. RefSeq names its product ATP-binding cassette sub-family E member 1 (gene pix). Gene Ontology annotation, biological process: ribosomal subunit export from nucleus; translational initiation; translational termination. The record is from RefSeq and is a predicted model, not a curated record. Bases 256 to 2082 code for a protein of 608 amino acids. Lineage: Eukaryota; Metazoa; Arthropoda; Insecta; Hemiptera; Cimicidae. Gene Ontology annotation, molecular function: iron ion binding; ATP hydrolysis activity; ATP binding. The transcript is spliced from 8 exons.